Diaporthe batatas is the source of this 654-nucleotide messenger RNA. RefSeq lists its product as uncharacterized. The coding region runs from base 1 to 654 and encodes 217 amino acids. The record is from RefSeq and is a predicted model, not a curated record. Gene Ontology annotation, cellular component: mitochondrion. Lineage: Eukaryota; Fungi; Ascomycota; Sordariomycetes; Diaporthales; Diaporthaceae. The transcript has 2 exons. Gene Ontology annotation, biological process: regulation of lipid metabolic process.
AUGGUCCCUCUUCCGCUCUUCAAACUUGCUUCUCUUUUUGUCCGCCAUGUUUCCAAAUAUGGAGCCAAUCGAAUCAAGUCACAAGCCCACGACCACCCUCAGUUCCGCGCGUUCGCUGCCAGAUACGGCCAGAAGAUUCACCAGCUGAACAUGAGGCUGUCCGUCGCAUCAUUACGAGACGUGGACGCAGAACGUAAGGCAAGAGAGAAAGCCGAGGCGCCAACCGUCAAGACGAGGGAGCAGGUGGAGAAGGAAGACCAAAUGAAAGCCAAGUAUGGAAUAACAGCGAAAAGCGCAAGCAAAUCGAGGAGCCUUCUGAGCCCCAGCGUAUGGAGACGACAAUUCAAACCCUUGCCAGAAGCGAAGGCUGUCGACCUAUUUGCGGACGUCAUAGGAGACGGGUUCAUCCUCCUCGUUGCUGCGACCCUGAUCAUCUACGAGACUUGGCGCUCGUCAGUCAAACCGGACAGGAACAAGGAGAUGAUCGAUGAGCUGAACAAGCGCUUUGAAGAACUGCAGAACAGGGAGAAAGACCACGAGCAAGAGGAAAAGCGACAACAGAGCAGGAUAUUGCAGCUGGAGGAGGCACUGCGAAACUACAAAGACCCCAAGACCAAGCAGCCUUUGCUUCCAUCACCGACACCAGCAGCGUGA